CUAUGUGCAACUUGGCGCAAGCCAAGUGUGUCGCUGUUCGCUGUGUGUUUGUAAGGUUAUGGCGCAUGGACGAUGUUUACCUCUUUCUGAAGCUUUUUGAAGAAUUGAUCUGUAAUUUUGCGCAUGAAGGUGCACAUGACGGGACAAACGAUUUGACAAGAAAAAAAUUAAAUACUGUUCAAUCAGAAUGAGUAAAUAUGUGAACCUGGCGAACGUAGGCACCAAUUAUGCCAUACGUAUGAAUCGCCUGAGUAACCGAAUAUUCGGCGAAGUAGUUAGACCGACUAAUGAAAAAUCGAUGAAAGUGGUAAAGCUCUUCAGCGAGAAACCGGUGAACAAACGACCGGAGAUCGUAGAAUAUUAUCCAAGAUUCAAAGAGACGGAGCUGUUGAUGAAACAUCUGCGCAAUUACGGUCUCUUCAGAGAUGAGCAUAAGGACUUCAAGGAGGAGUAUCAGCGUCUGAGGGAACUUCGUGGUAAAACUAGGUGGAUACCACCUCCCUUCAGAAAUAAAUCCAAAGAUUCCAAACCAUCCUAAGAUCUAUAUUUCAAUGUAACAAAUACAACUUUGUUAUAAAAAAUUACUUUUAUAUACAGGAUUGGAAGUCUGUUAGAUUGCAUUUCUACUGGAUAUAGGAUUGUAUUCUAUUUAAAUUAUUAAUAAAAGGUAUCUAAACGAA
This is a messenger RNA of Solenopsis invicta (red fire ant), 680 nucleotides long. RefSeq names its product 28S ribosomal protein S33, mitochondrial (gene mRpS33). The coding region runs from base 188 to 538 and encodes 116 amino acids. The record is from RefSeq and is a predicted model, not a curated record. Gene Ontology annotation, cellular component: mitochondrion. The transcript has 3 exons. Lineage: Eukaryota; Metazoa; Arthropoda; Insecta; Hymenoptera; Formicidae.